Molecule: messenger RNA, 3094 nt
Organism: Cyprinus carpio (common carp)
Lineage: Eukaryota; Metazoa; Chordata; Actinopteri; Cypriniformes; Cyprinidae
Product: G protein-coupled receptor 161B
Biological process (GO): G protein-coupled receptor signaling pathway
Cellular component (GO): recycling endosome; membrane
Molecular function (GO): G protein-coupled receptor activity
Source: RefSeq, a predicted model, not a curated record
AGAAAUUUUUUUAUGUGCUUAGGUAAUAUUAGAUAGACAGACAGACAGACAGACAGAUAAAUAGUUUUCGUCAAAUAGUUUUGCUGUUGUUUUAAGCAUAGCUAAAUCUAACUAUUAAUUUUAACAUGUGUAGAUAUUUUUGGUGGAACACAGACAUUAAAAAAAACUUACAAAACGAUUUUUUGCAAAUAUUAUUCCCCAUGAGAACAUUGCAGAGUAGACUAGUAGUCGGAGAGAGUGAGACCCUCUGGACUGUCUGCAGUCGAGAUGGAGGGAAGUUUUCAAAAGGAUUUCCGACGCCAUUGUGACGUCAGCAGCUCCUCUUUAUUCACCGCCGCCGCAGCAGCCGCAACAAAUGAACAUCCCUGGAUCAUUUAAUACUUUGUAACUGCGUUGAAACUUUGAGCAUGCGUCUCCGGAAUGCGUUUUUGUUCGGCGAAAGCGUGAGAAAACAAACUCAGCAUCUUGCAGGAGGUGAGAAAGUUUUUGGAUUAAAGUUAGUCGUCGCAGACUAACAAAGCCAGCCGGAGAAAGUUACUAGUGCUGGACUACAGAGGGAUCUCGCCUGGCCUGGAAAACUGUUUGUCAACAUGUCUGUCCAGUCCUGGGUACCCAGCAGCCUCCCAUAAUGAACAGCUCUAAGAAUGGGACAACGGUGGCCAACUCCACUCAUGGCCUGGACGAUGACGGGCUCGUGGUCCUGGAGUCUGUCUCUAUCAUCAUCAUAGCCAUACUGGCAUGUCUGGGGAAUCUGGUUAUUGUGGUGACCCUAUAUAAGAAGCCCUACUUACUGACACCCAGUAACAAGUUUGUCUUCAGCCUGACUUUCUCCAAUUUGCUGCUGUCUGUCCUAACGCUGCCCUUUGUUGCGGCCAGCUCGGUGCGUCGGGAUUGGAUGUUCGGAGUGGUCUGGUGUAACUUCACAGCACUGCUCCAUCUACUUGUCAGCUCAUCCAGCAUGCUUACACUGGGAGCCAUUGCCAUUGACAGGUACUACGCUGUUUUAUAUCCCAUGAUCUAUCCCAUGAAAAUCACGGGAAAUCGAGCUGUGGUCGUCAUCGUUUAUGUGUGGCUCCACUCCCUGGUUGGAUGCCUGCCGCCACUUUUCGGUUGGUCCACCUUUGAGUUUGACCGCUUCAAGUGGACCUGUACAGUGGCUUGGCACAAGGAGAUCAGCUAUACUGCCUUCUGGGUUACGUGGUGCUGUCUUCUGCCACUGGCGGCCAUGCUGAUCUGCUAUGGCGUCAUCUUCCGCGUGGCCCGCAUCAAAGCUCGCAAGGUUUACUGCGGAAGUGUGGUGGUGCCUCAAGAGGAGUCCAGUUCUCAGAAGAAUGGUCGCAAGAACUCCAAUACUUCCACAUCUUCUAGCGGAAGUCGCAAGAGCCUGGUCUACUCUGGGAGCCAAUGCAAGGCCUUGGUCACCAUUCUGGUGGUUCUGGGGACGUUUCUGACCACUUGGGGUCCAUAUGUGGUAGUUAUCAGCACUGAAGCACUGUGGGGUAAAGACAGUGUUUCUUCACAGAUGGAGACACUGGUCUCCUGGCUGUCUUUCACCAGUGCCGUGUGUCAUCCACUUAUUUAUGGGCUGUGGAAUAAGACUGUACGUAAGGAGCUGUUGGGCAUGUGCUUUGGCGACCGCUACUACAGAGAGUCUUUUGUUAUACGGCACCGGACCUCUCGUCUCUUUAGCAUCUCUAACCGGAUAACGGAUUUGGGAAUGUCUCCUCACCUGACGGCCAUGUUAGUGGGUGGUGGGCAGAUCCUGGGCCGUGGAAGCAGCACGGGAGACACUGGCUUCAGCUACACCCAGGACUCAGCUACAGACGUCAUGCUGUUGGACAGCUACACCUCAGAUCCCUCCCACUCUGCCCACUGUGCUGCCAAUAAGAGGAGAAGUUCUGUCACUUUCGAAGACCAAGUGGAUCAGAUUCCUAAAGGUGACCCCUCGGUAGUCCAAGUCAUGGCAGACAUCCAUAAGUCUUUGGACAGCUUUGCGUCUUCUCUGGCUAAGGCUAUAGAGAAUGAUGCCAAGCUUCAACUCUUUGGGGAAUGGAGUCAAAUUCCAACAAGUCUGUUCACGGUACGAAACACACAGAGAGCUCCCCGUUACCUGGAUGGACAGAGACUCAGGAUGGAAAGCAUCGAUGAAGGAAUAGUAAAAGAUGAUGAAGAUGAUGAUAAUGAAGAACAUGAGGAAAAAAUUGGUGACACUUCCAUGUAGUUCUUUGACUCUGUAAAUAGACCAGAUUGUGUAAUCUGUAGCUUUUAAAGGUACAAGGAACACAUAAGAUACAUGUUUACAUAUAUACAGUGAUUUAUGUGUCAUUUAUGUACUAGAUCUGUCACUCACCAGAAUAAGUUAUGUUUUUGUAACAUAAAAGUUAUUGUAAAAUCAUGUACAGCCCUCAUAUAUUGUCAGGUAUUUUGCCUGUGUUGGGUACUGUGUGUAUUAUGUUUACUCUUUUCUUUUAAGGAAACUAUAACCACUCCGUUUUAUACGUCCUGACUGUUUGGAAGAAUGAUUAUCCUACAGCUCCUCUCCACGGUUUUAAGUUCAGGUCUAUUAAUAUAUUCUAUUAUUAUAAGUGCCACCAGGUUUAUAGAAAAUAUACCAAAUGUCUUUGGGGUUAUAUUGAUGUGGCCAAAAAAAAUAUUUUUAUCAGACAUUGAAUUAACAUGUAAAUGAGAGAGAGAUACCGGGCAUGAUGAAAGGUAGAAUACCUCUUAAAAUGCUGUUUUAUCCAUACUUUGUGGUGGAAAAUCUGAUUAAAAUGUUUUGACUGAAUGUAAUGGUGUGAAAAAGACACUGGUACAAUUGCACUUGAAGAUUUUGUUACGCUUGAUCAGUGACUUCUCACAUCUGUUUUUGUUCCUACUAGUUUUAGUAUACUUUGAAAAUGUACUCAAUAAGGAUUAAUCAUUCCUGUGGAAUCUUCUUUUUUUUUGCAUUAUGUCAGUCAGUUAUAUACCAAUAUUAAUAGGCCUCUUUGUCAUUUGCAGCGCUGCUUCUGGCUGCACUAUUUGUUUGUAAACCACAGCACAUAAUGUUUUUUUUUAUUUGUACUGUGUUAUUAAAUUCUUUAUGGGUACUCAA